Medioppia subpectinata is the source of this 1278-nucleotide messenger RNA. The record is from the annotation of a GenBank genome assembly. NCBI's taxonomy places the organism in Eukaryota, Metazoa, Arthropoda, Arachnida, Sarcoptiformes, Oppiidae.
AUGAAUCUAGACUACCUCCCGGUCCGCAUCCGCUACCGCUUUUGGGCAAUAUAUUGUGUAAUAUUCAAAUCUAAAGAUCAUUGGGAUGUUGUGCUCCGACAAGUAGCCAAACAAUACGGCCCGGUAUUCACCUUCUGGUUCGGGACAAGACCUCAAGUGAUGAUAACUGACAUCGAUUUGGGUCGGGAGGCCUUCAGGAAAAACGAUAUGGCCGCAUCUAAUAUGUCAAACGAGAAAUGUCAAGACGUGGUCUCUACUGAUUACGGGCCUCAAUGGGAGGCAUUGAGACGAGUGGCACAUUCGGCCGUACACCACGAGUACUUUCGGAGAGAGCGUUUAUUCGCGGAAACAAUUGAUAUCGUUAAAGGAAAAUAUAUCAAACAUUACGACGACUAUAAUGAGUCAAUUGAGAGAGACUUUUGCGAUGCACUCAUCAGUGCUAAGAAUGACGCCCUCAGAGACGGCAAAGAGUCGGCCCCUUAUCUCACGGAUACCAACCUUUCAAUGGCUAUCUUUGACAUAUUCCUCGCCGGAACCGAUACNACUAUAAUGAACUUUUGCGAUGCACUCAUCAGUGCUAAGAAUGACGCCCUCAGAGACGGCAAAGAGUCGGCCCCUUAUCUCACGGAUACCAACCUUUCAAUGGCUAUCUUUGACAUAUUCCUCGCCGGAACCGAUACCUCUCAGCACACAUUUCAAUGGAUAGUACUUCUGAUGUCAUACUAUCCGGAAAUGCAGCAGAAGUUGAGACAAGAGAUUGAGUCCCAAAUCGGAGACCGAAUGCCAACACAUGAGGACAGGAAUCGAUGCCAUUAUGUCAUGGCUUUCAUCGCUGAGACACUGAGAUUCAGAAAUGUUGUGCCCACUGGACUUCCUCAUAAAACUCUUGUUGAUACAAAACUUGAUAAAUACACAAUACCUAAAAAUAUGUCAGUCUUUGUAUACCAGAGUAUCAUAUGUCGUAAUGAUAAGGAUUGGCAAAAUUCUGAUGAAUUCAAACCCGAGAGGUUUAUUGAUAGUGAGGGACAGUUCAUCACAACCCGUCCCAAAGCGUUCAUACCCUUCGGUGUGGGCCGUCGGGUCUGUUUGGGUGAGAAAUUAGCCAUCGCUGACCUGUUCCUGGUUUUGGUCCGAUUUCUUCAGUCCACACAAGACUACGAUAUAGUGCUCGACAGUAACGGCGGUAUAGAAUAUAAUCCAAAUACUGCGGAAAACUUGGGUCCUUCAGAAUAUAGAAUCAAAUUAAUUAAAUUAACUAUGAUUGAAUCAAACAAGUAA